UCUGGAGUACAUCUGCCUCAUAGAAAUGUUUGUAAAACUGGAGCUAAGUCUUCUUAAUAAUAGAAAUAAUAAUCAUAACAGAAAUAAUCUGCACAGGAAGAGGAGGUUCUCAACUACGUGCACUAUACUGCAUUUAGCUUUGAUUCAGCCUGACGCUCAGACAGUCAGCAGCAAGACAACAUGGCUAAAGCUCUCUGCAUCAGACUGUUGAUGACUGUUUUGAUGCUGCUGGUUGUUCAGCUAAGUUAUCCUCAGACAUCUGUGUCAGAUGCAGCUGUUCGUAUCGUUCCAACCAGACUGCAGCUCUUUGAAUACAAUUCUGUCCAUUUUACCUGUGAGGGGUUUAAUGUCUCAGCUGGAUGGAAAGUGAGGAACAUCAAGGAAUUCAUUCCAGAAUGUUCAAAGUGCACAGUGACAACAACCGUGACCUACGCAAUUGACUACGCCUUGGCAUCAGACAGUGGAGAAUACUGGUGUGAAGGUGGAGGAGGAGAGAGAAGCAACACUGUCAGCAUCACUGUCACUGCUGGUUCUGUGAUCCUGGAGAGUCCUGCUCUUCCUGUGAUGGAGGGAGAUGCUGUGACUCUGAACUGCAGAGAGAGGGAGACUUCCCCCAACCUCACAGCUGAUUUCUAUAAAGAUGGCCUCCUCAUUGGGACCAGUUCCACAGGACACAUGACCAUCCACAGUGUUUCCAAGUCUGAUGAAGGCCUCUACAAGUGCAGAAUCUCUGGAGCUGGAGAAUCACCAGGGAGCCGGCUGUCCGUCAGAGCAUCUGACAAAGAAAUUAAUUUUUCCCGCCAUUACUACUUCCGGCUGUGGAUCCGCGUCACUGUCAUAUUGGUUCUGCAGCUGCUGGUGAUGGGACUACUUUACUGGAAGAAACAGCUACAGUUACACACAGUCUUACUACAGGCAAAGGUGAAUGAGCCCAACAAGGACAUGUACGCUGUCGUCAAAAAAGGCAAGAAAAAGAAAGACGCUGCAGACGCUGCUGAUAAUUUGAGCCUCUGUCUCGACACAAACCACAGCCCAACACCACAGACAGAAAAAGGAUCAGGGGUAUCCAGCUUCACAGUGACAUCAGCUCCCUCUGCAGCUACAGACCCAACUUUAACAGAUCAGUAUCACCAAUAUGCCUCCACCCAGGAGGUAGCAGAGUAGAGCGUAACACUGGCCUUUUAUACAACUUUAAUAAACAUUUGACUAAAUAUUUUUUAUGAGAUCUUUGUAUUAUAAACACAUAAGGGCAGGAAAGGAAGAGAAGGUAACCUGAUACUCAGUGUGGUAUUAAAACUACUGUCUGUAAAACAUGUUUUUUUCACUUUCCCCAAGUGGUCGGUUUUACUAAAUUUACUGAACACAGUUGUACAUGUGAGCAGCUGUAUGUAGCAUUGCACUAUUCUGCAUUGUCAAGUGUACAGGGUGUAACAUAUGUUUAGUAGAGUAUUAUACCGGGUAGUCAUUCAGUUUAACAGGAGUACAGUAUGUUUUGGUUUUAAAUUCUAUCUGAAUCAAAGCGCAAGUUUUUUUGUUUGUCUUUGUUUUGUUUUUGCAUUACAAAGUGCAUAACCUGUCACUUGGAAAUAAUGUUUGCAUUUGGUCUGUUACCUUUCUUUAUGUUCUGUUAUGUUAAUAGUUGAGGUAUGUUUUCUAUUACUUAAGUACAUUUCUAACAUAAUAAUUCACAUGGAAUAAAAAAACUACUCCGUUGUAAUACACUUUACUUGUUUGGUGAGUUUUCUCUCUUCCUGUGGCUUUCCAUGAACAGUUUGAUAGCAGAAUAUCUUACA
Siniperca chuatsi (mandarin fish) is the source of this 1793-nucleotide messenger RNA. RefSeq names its product low affinity immunoglobulin gamma Fc region receptor II-a-like. The transcript is spliced from 8 exons. Gene Ontology annotation, molecular function: transmembrane signaling receptor activity. The record is from RefSeq and is a predicted model, not a curated record. NCBI's taxonomy places the organism in Eukaryota, Metazoa, Chordata, Actinopteri, Centrarchiformes, Sinipercidae. Bases 181 to 1164 code for a protein of 327 amino acids. Gene Ontology annotation, biological process: cell surface receptor signaling pathway.